UGCCGGCAUUCUCUAUGCCUGAAGACCAGUUGAGGAUGCGGGAGAUUGUUGCAGACAAUGUGACUAUGUUUCAGGCAGAGCCUGAUUUACCAACAUUUGAUCCCCAAGGUUUGCAGAUGAUAGUAAGUGAUGAAACUGAUCUCAACAUUCUUCUGCCAACUGAAGAAUUGCCAGGGGCAGAACCAGCUAAGGAACAAGUGACUCCCAAGAAAGGUGUACCUGAUAGCACUGUGCCUGGAGCUCCGCAAAGAGGUGUCCCAAAGGAAAAAGAUGCUGAUAUCACAGUUGUCCAAGAGAAACCACCUGCAAAACGUCCACGCAUUAUUCCAUUGGUCCUUCCUCCAAUUGAGAGCCCUCGAAGAAGACGUCAUGUACGGCAUUUGAAGGUUGAUGUCGAUAUUUGUAUUAACAAGAAAGAUAUACUACAGAACAUAGUAAAUACAAGAGAUAUUGUGAGAAACAUACAGGAUGUUCAAGUAUGCCAUCCCCUUCUGCUAGCCAGUACAUUCAAAGAACUCUUUAAGAAUCCUGCCAGAAAAGAGCUAAGACAAAAGCUUUUGUUUCCACUUUGGGCAAGAAACUUAAAACAAGUUGAAGAUUUCAGUGAAACGGAAUCAGAUCAGAAAAGACCUAUUUUUUGUGUACCAGAACUAGUGUUGAGCACUGAAUCCUCAUCAACUCCCAGGUCUGAUCAACUACAGGACCUUUCAUCUGUAGAGUUGCCUCGACCAUCCUCUGUUGUUAGUGAGCGUCAAAGGUCAAGCUUAAUUGAGAGAAGUGUGACUCCUGUCAGUAUUAAAAGUGGAAAAUCAAAAGAUUCUUUGCAUGAAAGCACUCCUCGGAAAAGAAGAAAAACCCAAAGCCUGAGUGAAGAAGAGACAACCCAGAUAAUUGAACAACCUUCAAUCCAUCAACUUGAUGAGGAGUUGUAUCCUUUAGUUGAAGAAAUACCUGUGGAUAUACCCAGCAUAUCAAUAUCUCCUGUGAAUUCGGAUGAAGAGAGAAUCCCUGAAUUCAGGCAUCUUCAAGAUUAUAUUGUAAUGAAUGUGGAAAAAUAUACCCAAACAGAACGUUGGACAACAUUCAAGCAGAUUUGUCCUCCUGGACAAAUUAAAAAGAGAAGAGCAGCCUGUCUGUUUUAUGCUUUACUUAUGGCCCAUCAGAACUGCCUGAUACGCCUCAAACAGAAGGAACCAUACGGUGAUAUCUACAUCAGAUUAAGGACAACACCACCAUAAGCUCAGUCUUUGCACACUCUCUCAUCAUACACACACGCAUACUGCAUAGUAGCUUCAUUAAACAUCAAGUACAUCAAGGA
Octopus sinensis (East Asian common octopus) is the source of this 1318-nucleotide messenger RNA. RefSeq names its product meiotic recombination protein REC8 homolog. Gene Ontology annotation, molecular function: chromatin binding. NCBI's taxonomy places the organism in Eukaryota, Metazoa, Mollusca, Cephalopoda, Octopoda, Octopodidae. Gene Ontology annotation, biological process: synaptonemal complex assembly; replication-born double-strand break repair via sister chromatid exchange; mitotic sister chromatid cohesion. Gene Ontology annotation, cellular component: synaptonemal complex; cohesin complex. The coding region runs from base 15 to 1238 and encodes 407 amino acids. The transcript is spliced from 11 exons. The record is from RefSeq and is a predicted model, not a curated record.